Conger conger (European conger) is the source of this 3348-nucleotide messenger RNA. RefSeq names its product thioredoxin reductase 3 (gene txnrd3). NCBI's taxonomy places the organism in Eukaryota, Metazoa, Chordata, Actinopteri, Anguilliformes, Congridae. The record is from RefSeq and is a predicted model, not a curated record. Gene Ontology annotation, biological process: glutathione metabolic process; cellular response to oxidative stress; cell redox homeostasis. The transcript is spliced from 16 exons. Gene Ontology annotation, molecular function: glutathione-disulfide reductase (NADPH) activity; flavin adenine dinucleotide binding; thioredoxin-disulfide reductase (NADPH) activity. The coding region runs from base 246 to 2042 and encodes 598 amino acids. Gene Ontology annotation, cellular component: cytosol; mitochondrion.
AGUUCUUUACUACGCAAAACAUUUCGCGGGGUUGGCGCCGGUUGCUGAAGAUGUCGUGGGUAGAAGUGUUUGACCUAUAGCUUAGCAGUUCCAGAAAUUGGCAUAGAGUCCUGCUAUUGAGCAACAUUGGAGUGAAUAUUGCGGCGGGUGUUGUGUGGCUAUAUUUCAAUUUAUACGCGCAAUCGACAGCGAACAAGUAUAUUUGUCGUUUUUGACAUAACGUUAGCUAGCUAGUAAAAUUAGCUAUGCCUCCAACUGGCUCUGAUCCCGGACGGGAUGAAAUUAAAUCCCGGAUCCAGGGGCUCAUCGAUUCGAGCGAAGUGCUGGUCUUCAGCAAAAGCUACUGCCCUUAUUGCGUUAAGGUGAAGGAUCUCUUCAAACAGCUCAACGUUAAGUGCAAUGUGCUGGAGCUGGAUUUAAUGGAUGAUGGCUCGCACUACCAGGACACACUGUUGGAGAUGACCGGGCAGAAAACCGUCCCCAACGUCUUCAUCAACAAGACCCACGUCGGCGGGUGUGACAAAACCCUGCAGGCCCACCAGGACGGCCUCCUGAAGCAGCUGCUGGACGGCGAGUCCUACGACUUCGACCUCAUCGUGAUCGGGGGCGGCUCGGGGGGCCUGGCCUGCUCUAAGGAAGCGGCGUUGCUGGGGAAGAAGGUGAUGGUGCUGGACUUUGUGGUGCCCACGCCCAGAGGAACCACCUGGGGUCUGGGGGGCACGUGCGUCAACGUGGGCUGCAUCCCCAAGAAGCUCAUGCACCAGACCGCCCUGCUGGGAACGGCUCUGCAAGACGCCCGCAAUUUCGGCUGGCAGUUCGAGGAGACUGUGAAGCACAAUUGGGAGACGAUGAAGACGGGCGUGAACAACUACAUCGGCUCCCUCAACUGGGGGUACAGGGUCCAGCUCCGCGAGAAGAGCGUCAACUACGUCAACUCCUUCGCCGAGUUCGUCUCGCCGCACAAGAUAAAGGCAACAAACAGGCGAGGCAAGGAGACUUUUCAUACGGCAGCCAAAUUCGUUCUGGCAACAGGAGAGCGGCCACGCUACCUGGGCAUCCCUGGGGAUCGAGAACUGUGCAUCACCAGCGAUGACCUGUUCUCCCUGCCCUACUGCCCCGGUAAGACCCUGGUGAUCGGGGCGUCCUACGUGGCGCUGGAGUGCGCCGGCUUCCUGGCGGGGCUGGGCCUCGACGUCACGGUCAUGGUGCGGUCCAUCCUGCUCCGCGGCUUCGACCAGGACAUGGCCAACCGUGCCGGGGAGCACAUGGAGGACCACGGGGUCAAGUUCCUCAGGAAAUUCGUCCCCACCAGCGUGGAGGAGCUGGAGAAGGGCACGCCCGGGCGGUUGAAGGUGACGGCCAAGUCUACGGAGACGGACGAGGUCUUCGAGGGCGAGUACAACACGGUCCUGAUCGCCGUGGGCCGGGACGCCUGCACGGGGACCAUCGGCCUGGACAAAGCAGGAGUCAUUGUAAACAAGAAGAACGGGAAGAUCCCCGUGAACGAUGAGGAGCAGACCAACGUGCCGCACGUGUACGCCAUCGGGGACAUCCUGGAGGGGAAGUGGGAGCUGACGCCGGUGGCCAUCCAGGCCGGGAAGCUCCUGGCCCGCAGGCUGUUUGGAGGAGCCACGCUGAAGUGUGACUACGUGAACGUGCCCACCACCGUGUUCACUCCACUGGAGUACGGCUGCUGCGGGCUGUCUGAGGACAAGGCUCUGGAGGUGUACGGCCCGGAGAACAUCGAGGUGUUCCACAGCUUGUUCUGGCCUCUGGAGUUCACUGUCCCCGGCAGGGACAACAACAAGUGCUACGCCAAGAUCAUCUGUAACAAACAAGACAACGACCGUGUGGUGGGGUUCCACUACCUGGGCCCCAACGCGGGUGAGGUAACGCAGGGCUACGGGGCGGCCAUGAAGUGCGGCAUGACCAAGGAUCAGCUGAGCAACACCAUCGGCAUCCACCCCACCUGCGCUGAGAUCUACACCACGAUGGAGGUGACGAAGAGUUCGGGCGGAGACAUCGCCGCGGCGGGCUGCUGAGGUUAAACCCUGCUGUUUUAACGGGCUGUCCUGUCCUGUGUAGAUCCACUGCCCCCCUCUCUCUCCCAUCCGACCCCCUUCCGAGUCUGCGCUCAGAAUGACUGAUUCUCAGGUAAAUCAAAGACGUACAAAACCAUCCCGUAGAGGAAAAGGUCACAUUAACAACUUCCCUCCAUAUAUGGAACUUGAGCGUAAGGAGCGUACAUGCACUUUUGGGGCCCGGUUACAGAGAGAGAGAGAGACCGGGGGCGGCAGUGUUCAGGACAGCCCGUUAAACGGCGGGGUUACUCAGCCGAACUCUGCCCUCGACCCGCUCAGGAACGCGCCGUUCCCGGUGCCGUUUGACGUCCUGGCUCGUAACCGUAGCAAUGCGGUGGGCCAGGACCGAUGUCCCCCUGAGCGGACCUCAGGGCAGAAACCACUUCGUCCAACCCCCAAUUCCCCCACCCCCUAUUCCCACCCCCAUUACGAGACAGCGCUGUGGUGUUGACCAGGGUUAGAUUCGGUGUCGGCCGUGCUCAGAAUACUCACCGGCGGCUAGGCUAGCCCUGCUUUUGCUAGAGGCGGAAGUGCAGCAUUUGUUUCUUUGUUCUUUUAUUAUUUCUUAUUUUAUUUUAAGGGGUUUACAGUUUAAUUUAGUCAAGACCUGAUUUGCCAUGAGUUCACAUUCCAGGCAUACGUCUGUGUCGCUUUGUUAUUGUACGCACAAGUAAUUUAAUUAAGAUUUCACAUGUAGCAAAAGUUUAUGUUUCGAAUAAUUCCCGGUAUGUUAUCAACCUCGACUUAUGUAAGCACUUCCCCCCCCCCCCCCCCCCCCGCCACCUUCUACCAAAGUGAGAAUAGAAACCCACAGGAAUUAUGUGUCGUGUGUUAAACCCUACUCAUCAUACAGCUGCAAAGAAUCGCAUUCUUCGAGAAGUCAAGAACUCAUUAUUUUAACUUUGUGUACAAAUAUACCUGCCUUAUGCUACUUUCCCAAUGUAUCAUCAUUAAAGGCUGGAUCUGUCAAAAUAUUGAGAAAUUGUAUGAAUGUGCCUUUUUAAAGCAUUUUCAUUAAAAGAAAAACAUAAUGCUUAUUUGUAUGGACCUGGUUUACUGUUGCUGUUUAUCUUCUUUUAGGUUACGCAUAGAGUAUGUUAUGUGUACCUGUUAUUAUAGAAUUGUAAAGAUGGUGUUUCAAAGUAAAUUCGCACUGUGUUCUCAGCAGUGAGCCAGUCCGAUGUACAGAUACCAUUUUCCUGGCUGCAUUGUUUCGAGAGCAAUUAUAUUACUGAAAUAAAUAAGCAAAUUAAAAAAAAUGUUGUUU